GAUGGUAUUAAGAUUGGGAAAACGACGACUUUUAGUUUGGUUUUUCCCACCGCAACAAAUAUAAUAAUAAUAAUAAUAUAAUUCGGUGGCCAGUCUAGGCUUAAACAAUGAUAUUUUAGAAGUGCUACAGCGUGUCCCGCCCACCACGACAUUGCGGAGGAGUGUUGACGGACGACGCAUGCGCGUUGGCCUCAGUCAUGUUGCCGGGAAUCGCUAAACCGCUUCAACGGCUACAUAAACCUCACGCCGCAUCUUCAAUUUACGCGUAUGUCAAUCGCAGGAGCAAUUUGACGGACAGCCGUUACCAUGAAGAACUCUACCCCGGUCACAUCCCCACCUCUCCGAUUCAGAAGGCCUUGCUGGCGGCGGGCUCGGGCGUCGCCGCACUGCGGGACCCCUACAGGCACGACAUGGUCGCAGUACUCGGAGAGGCGACGGGCCACCUGGCUUUGGUGAACCUCAGAGAGCGCAUGAGGAACGACCCAGAGGGAUACGUGAUUCUCACGGAGAGGCCCAGGAUCCGCCUGUCCACGCUCGAUUUGCAAAAGAUGGCUUCGUUACCCGAGGGAUCCUUUGGUCGGGAAUACCUCAGGUUCUUGGAAGACAAUCACGUGACGCCCGACUCAAGGGCCGACGUGAAGUUCGUGGACGACGAGGAGCUGGCCUUCGUCAUGCAGAGAUACCGAGAGGUCCAUGACCUGCUGCACACAUUGCUGGGAAUGCCCACAAACAUGCUCGGUGAGGUGGCGGUGAAAUGGUUCGAAGCCACCCAGACCGGCCUCCCCAUGUGCGCCCUUGGAGCUCUGUUGGGGCCCCUUCGGCUCAACGCCAGCCGUCUGCAGUCGCUGGUCACAUCUUUGGGCCCGUGGGCGCUGCGAAACGGCCGGCAGGCCCGUUGCGUCCUCAGCGUCUUUUACGAGAGGCGAUGGGAGCAGAGCCUGGAGGACCUCAGGCGGGAACUCAACAUCCAGCCGCCCCCGUAGAUCCCCACAUAGCAUUCGUAAUGAUGGAAUCAUGUGAUAUUAUUGUGUGUGCGUGUGGCCAAGAGUUCAAUGUAUAUAUAUAUUUUAUAUUAAUUGAAUAAAUGAAAAAAUUCCCUGUUUUAUGAGAAGUAAAUAAGCCUUAUUUUUGUCGUUAAUAUGAUAAAACGCUGACCCCUUGUGGCAGGUUAUAUGAAUAAAAUGUGAAUUUGGGGGGCACGGCGUAGCAAAUGGUUUGAGCGUUGGCCUCACAACUUUGAGGACUGGGUUUCAAAUCCCAGCUCUGCCCGUGUGGGUUUUCUCCGGGUUCCUCCCACAUCCCAAAAAGAUGCAUUAAUUAGAAACGCUAAAUUUACUUUAGAUGUUAUUGUGAGUGCGACUGUUGUCUUGUCUCCAUGUACCCUGUGAUUGGCUGGCAACCAGUUCAGGGUGUACUCCACCUCCUCCCCGAUGACAGCUGGGAAAGGUUCCAGCGCUCCUGCGACACUUGUGAUGAUAAGCGGUUUAGAAAAUGGAUGGAUUAUAUGAAUUUUUCACAAUUUUACAUUUCCCAUGUGUCUCAAUACCACGUCUGUCCAAUUUUGUGGUCAAAUUGCAUACUCUUUCUUUCUGGCUGAUAUUUGUCUGUUAGAGGCGGCCGCCCUGUCUCACCCAAACGAGCCGCUGGUCACCCUGCCUCAUAAAGUGCUCGGUCAAUGCUUUGGGAAAAAAAAAACUACGCCUAACGUCAUGUCCUCGUCUCGGAGUCCUGCAUUCGGGUCCAUCCCCGCACCAGAGACACAGCGAACGCCGGCAGCAAGGGGGCGCAAAAACGAUGCGUUACACAGUGCAAGACGGCGGCGGACUCAGGCUCAUAAAAGAGCAGAGUCUGACUAG
Molecule: messenger RNA, 1856 nt
Organism: Syngnathoides biaculeatus (alligator pipefish)
Lineage: Eukaryota; Metazoa; Chordata; Actinopteri; Syngnathiformes; Syngnathidae
Gene: coq4
Product: coenzyme Q4 homolog (S. cerevisiae)
Exons: 9
Coding region: 198-983 (261 amino acids)
Biological process (GO): ubiquinone biosynthetic process
Cellular component (GO): mitochondrial inner membrane; mitochondrion
Source: RefSeq, a predicted model, not a curated record